This is a messenger RNA of Lacerta agilis (Sand lizard), 3165 nucleotides long. RefSeq names its product vomeronasal type-2 receptor 26-like. The record is from RefSeq and is a predicted model, not a curated record. Gene Ontology annotation, molecular function: G protein-coupled receptor activity. Bases 1 to 3165 code for a protein of 1054 amino acids. Gene Ontology annotation, cellular component: membrane. Gene Ontology annotation, biological process: G protein-coupled receptor signaling pathway. The transcript has 10 exons. NCBI's taxonomy places the organism in Eukaryota, Metazoa, Chordata, Lepidosauria, Squamata, Lacertidae.
AUGGUGGUUUUAUUCAUUUUGCUGAUGGCUCUGCUUCCUCCCAUGGAAUGCAAGACUCACGCGGUUCAGUGCAAUAUCUAUUACCCACAGCCUCCACUUCACAAAUAUCAUCAAUUUGGAGACUUCAUAAUUGGUGGAAUUGCUUAUCAUGCUGGUGCCAUUGUCAGUGAACUAGCCUUCAGGGAAGAACCCCUGCCAACAUUGACAGAACCAUUUGUCAUAGUCCCUAAGCAUUACCAGCACAUCCUGGCUUUGGCAUUCACAGUCAAAGAGAUCAAUGAAAACCCUCACCUCUUACCCAAUCUCACUUUGGGCUUCCACAUCUAUGACAGCUAUAGCAAUGCAAGGAGGACUUACCAUGCCACAAUGCUACUUUUAUCCUCACAGGAAAGAUUUAUCCCUAACUACAUAUGUGAGCAACAGAAAAAUCUAAUAGCAGUCAUUGGGGGAGUGGAUGCCCAAAUUUCCAUCAACGUAGCAACGGUCUUGAAUAACUAUAAGGUUCCACAGAGAGGUGUCUGCUUUGACUUUAUAAAAAGAAUUCCUAUGGUUAUGUCCACCUCUGAAUUGGAUGAAAUUCUUGAAGAUGGAUUAAAAAUACAUAAUGAACUUAUGAAUAGUACAGCCAAUGUGGUUUUAUUUUAUGGUGAAUCUUAUUCCAUGGUGACUUUGAGAUGGAUUCCAUAUUUUGCAGAACAGCCACCAAGUCUACCAAAAGGUAUAGUGUGGCUAACAACAGCUGAAAUGGAGCUCACUUCACAGCUCUAUCAAAAGAAUUGGGACACAGAAAUAUUCCAUGGUGUCUUGUCCUUCACAAUCCAUUCCAAUGACGUACCAGCAUUCAAAGCAUUUGUUGAGAGCCAGAAUCCUUUAAGCACAAAAGGAGAUGGUUUCAUCAGAGACUUCUGGCAACAGGCCUUUGACUGUGUAUUUGCAGAUUCAAAUGUGGAAGAUGUGAAGGGGAAUAUUUGUACUGGGGAGGAGAAACUAGAGAGCCUUCCUGCUCCAUUCUUUGAGGUGAGCAUGAAUGGCCACAGCUACAGCAUCUACAAUGCUGUCAGCGCUGUAGCCCAUGCUUUGCAUUACAUGUCUUCAACUAGAUUCAAAUAUCAAGCAAUGGAAAGAAGAGGUGGAUGGAGGUACCAGAAUCAACAGUUGUGGCAGCUACAUAAUUUUCUCAGACGUGUCUCUUUUAACAACAGUGUUGGAGACAAGAUUUCCUUUGAUGAGUAUGGGGAGUUAGUGGCUGGAUUUGAUGUGAUCAACUGGAUUGUUUCCUCAAACCAAUCAUUUCAUAGAGUGAAGGUUGGGAAUGUUCAUCCCAACCAAGGGUUGACCAUCAGUGGGGAUGCCAUAACUUGGCCCAACUAUUUUAACAAGAAUACAACAUCAUUACACAUCAAACAAAAGCCAUUAAACAUAAUUCAGAUAAACAUAAUUUCUACAGAAUAUGUUACAGAAUGCAAGACUCACACGGUUCAGUGCAAUAUCUAUUACCCACAGCCUCCACUUCACAAAUAUCAUCAGUUUGGAGACUUCAUAAUUGGUGGAAUUGCUUAUCAUGCUGGUGCCAUUGUCAGUGAACUAGCCUUCAGCGAAGAACCCCUGCCAACAUUGACAGACCCAUUUGUCAUAGUCCCUAAGCAUUAUCAGCACAUCCUGGCUUUGGCAUUCACAGUCAAAGAGAUCAAUGAAAACCCUCACCUCUUACCCAAUCUCACUUUGGGCUUCCACAUCUAUGACAGCUAUAGCAAUGCAAGGAGGACUUAUCAUGCCACAAUGCUACUUUUAUCCUCACAGGAAAGAUUUAUCCCUAACUACAUACGUGAGCAACAGAAAAAUCUAAUAGCAGUCAUUGGGGGAGUGGAUGCCCAAAUUUCCAUCAACGUAGCAACGGUCUUGAAUAACUAUAAGGUUCCACAGCUACAUAGUUUUCUCAGACGUGUCUCUUUUAACAACAGUGUUGGAGACAAGAUUUCCUUUGAUGAGUAUGGGGAUUUAGUGGCUGGAUUUGAUGUGAUCAACUGGAUUGUUUCCUCAAACCAAUCAUUUCAUAGAGUGAAGGUUGGGAAUGUUGAUCCCAAACAAGGAUUGACCAUCAGUGGGGAUGCCAUAACUUGGCCUAAUCAUUUUAACCAGUCUCAGCCUUUUUCCUUAUGUACUGAGAGUUGCCAGCCCGGAACUAGGAAAAGAGUGAAAGAUGGGGAGCCAUUUUGCUGUUAUGAUUGCAUCCCAUGUCCAGAAGGGAAGAUUUCGGCUCAGGAGGACAUGAAUGAGUGUAAUAUAUGCUCAGAAGAAAAAUAUCCAAAUAAUAAUCAUGAUAUGUGUAUUCCCAGGAAAAUAACCUUUUUGUCCUAUGAAGAACCUCUGGGCAUCAGUUUAGCCUGCUUUGCUUUUGCUUUUUCCUUCAUCACAGCUUUGGUCCUGGGAACAUUUUUGAAGCACCACCACACACCUAUUGUCAAAGCAAACAACAAAGACCUCACUUACAUGCUUCUUAUUUCUCUCCUGCUCUGCUUCCUUUCUGCAUUGCUUUUCAUUGGAUGGCCUGAAAAAGUUGUUUGCCUCUUCCGACAAACUGCUUUUGGCACCAUCUUUUCAGUGGCUGUUUCUUGUGUGUUGGCAAAAACCAUGACAGUGGUAUUAGCUUUCAUGGCCACCAAGCCAGGAUCUACGAUGAGGUGGGUGGGGAAGAGACUGGCUAUUGCCAUUGUGGUUUCCUGUUCUUUUAUUCAAGGAGGCAUCUGUACUGUGUGGCUGGCAUCCUCGCCCCCAUUCCCAGAUGUUGACAUGAACUCAAUGGUUCAAGAAAUUGUACUGGAAUGUAAUGAGGGAUCUGUGUCUAUGUUUUACUGUGUCCUGGGCUACAUGGGUUUCCUGGCUAUUAUCAGCUUCACUGUGGCUUUCCUUGCCAGGAAGUUACCUGACAGUUUCAAUGAAGCCAAGUUCAUCACUUUCAGCAUGUUGGUCUUUUGCAGUGUUUGGCUGUCCUUUAUCCCCUCCUACCUCAGUACCAGGGGGAAAUACAUGGUUGCAGUGGAGAUCUUUUCUAUCUUAGCAUCCAGUGCUGGUCUUCUGGCUUGCAUCUUUGCCCCAAAAUGCUACAUAAUUGUGUUGCGGCCUGAGCUGAAUGAAAGGGAACAUCUGAUAAGAAAUAAGACCUGA